GCCAGGCUGCAGCUUUCAUCGGCUUCAACAAUCAUUCGAUUCCAUUAUUCCAUCUCUGUCUCCUGUUUUUAUCGCCACCGCUUCUGCGCCUUCUCCCGCCGCCCCGUUCGUCGCCGGCGUCCACCAUCCUGCCUGAUGUAGCCCUUCGUUCUCUUCAACCCGCCCUGAGUUCGACGAUCUCAGCUGGCCCAGCACCGAUCAAAAGCUAACCCUAACUCUAGGCCGUUUCGCCAUGAACAAGCUUCCCGCAGCUCACCAGAAGAAUGCCCUUCACUCCAUCCUCGCCGCCAGGCUCACCAACCUCAAAAUCCCCGAAUCCGCCGCCUCCAACGACCCCGAUUUUGAAUUCUCCGAUCUCUUCGGCCCGCCCCCAUCUUCAUCCCCCUCCUCCGGCGACCCGCCGCCAGUCAUCCACAGCCGCUCCCACUCCUUCGUGGGCCCCUCCCCGCGGCUAACCCCAUCAAACCCCCUUCCUCUCCACCAGGAAAUCGACUCCGAGGGCGAGAUCGAGAAAUUCGCCAACUUUGAGGUCAAUGGGCAUCUGAAAAAGAUUGGACCCGAGGACUUUGAGAUCUUGAGGGUCAUAGGGAAAGGGGCUUUUGGAAAGGUCUUUCAGGUGAGGAUGAAGGGCGAAAACGGAACCGAAGGCGAUGGGAUUUUCGCUAUGAAGGUGAUGAGGAAGGACACAAUCAUCAAGAACAAUCAUGUGGAUUACAUGAGAGCUGAAAGGGAUAUUCUCACCAAAGUUGUCCACCCUUUUAUAGUCCAGCUAAGAUACUCUUUUCAGACAAAGUCCAAGCUUUACCUGAUUUUGGACUAUAUCAAUGGAGGGCAUCUAUUCUAUCAUCUGUAUAGACAAGGGGUAUUCAGUGAGGAACAAGCAAGGGUUUAUACUGCUGAGAUAGUAUCUGCUGUGUCGCAUCUCCACCAGAAAGGGAUUGUGCACCGUGACCUUAAACCCGAAAAUAUUCUCAUGGAUGCUGAUGGUCAUGUCAUGCUAACUGAUUUCGGGCUGGCCAAAGAGAUUGACGGGUCAAGCCGGUCAAAUUCAAUGUGUGGGACAACCGAGUAUAUGGCUCCGGAGAUUUUACUGUCCAAAGGACACAACAAAGAUGCUGACUGGUGGAGUGUUGGGAUCCUCUUGUAUGAGAUGCUGACUGGUCAGCCUCCAUUCACACAUUCAAACAGAAAGAAGCUUCAGGAGAAAAUCACAAAGGAGAAGAUCAAACUCCCCCCGCGGCUGACUAGUGAAGCUCACUCUUUGCUCAAAGGCCUGCUGCAAAAGGACCCAGCAACAAGGCUAGGCAGUGGGAGCAGAGGGGCAGGUGAGAUAAAGAGCCACAAAUGGUUUGGAUCAAUCAACUGGAAGAAGAUAGAGGGGAGAGAGCUGCGGCCAGUUUUCAAACCGGAUGUGAAUGGCAAUGACUGCACCGCCAAUUUCGACAAGUGUUGGACCACAAUGCCCCCCGACGACUCCCCUGCCGCCACCCCAACCGCCGGAGAACACUUCCAAGGUUACACUUACGUCGCGCCUAACCCUUGGCUCUCCUCUAUCAACGAAUAGCGAGUUUUGUGUUCCAAUCUAUGUUUGCGAUUGGACUGGGCCCCAUCCGUGGAUGGGUCCCUGUUCGGGUCCCGAACGGACGGGUCCUACAAAACCUUAAACAUUCUUGGAUUCAACACAUUGUUCUAUGUAAAGUUCAUUCUUUUACACAUUGGAUAAUCAAUGGGGUGAAUUGUUGAACACCUGUGGAAUCAUCUUUCCAAUUGCAAAUAUAAGCUUCCUCACUUC
This is a messenger RNA of Cuscuta campestris, 1792 nucleotides long. The record is from the annotation of a GenBank genome assembly. Lineage: Eukaryota; Viridiplantae; Streptophyta; Magnoliopsida; Solanales; Convolvulaceae.